Molecule: messenger RNA, 1831 nt
Organism: Rubroshorea leprosula
Lineage: Eukaryota; Viridiplantae; Streptophyta; Magnoliopsida; Malvales; Dipterocarpaceae
Source: the annotation of a GenBank genome assembly
AAUAUACGCGGAACUUGGUGGGGUGGGAUCUACAGAAUAUAUUCCACGACUUCCUUAAUAUGAAGGCACCACUCAGUGCUCUGCUUUACUCUUAUUUUUAAGCUGCUUCUUCUUGCUCUUCUCCAUCCACCCAUACAAUGUGCAGUACUAAUAGCAGCAGCAGCAGCAGUUGGUGCAGCCGGCCGGGAUUCGUAUUCCAGCCGGACGACGAACAACUCAUCAGUUUCUACCUCACAAACAAGGUCCUCGGCCGUGAUAACUUUGUCCAAGACAUCGCCACGCUCGAUGACAUUUGCAAGUACGAGCCCGAGGAUCUGCCAGAUUUUUCAACCUUGGAGUCUGGUGUUCAAGAAUAUUACUUUUUUUGUCCACCAAAAUACAAAUCGAAAAACAGCACCCAACUAGACAGAAAGACGAGGGCCGGAAACUGGAAAGUAACUUGCAGGCGUCGUAAGAUUAAGUCUAAAAAUGGCACCGUAAUUGGCGAGAGGACUACUUUAGUUUUCUUUAAAGGAUCCAUUCCUGAUGGAAAUAGAACCUCCUGGUUCCUCUACCAGUACAGCCUCAUUUCUGAUCUUCCUAACCAAAAGAAGCGGGUUUUUCUUUACAAAUUGAAGAAAAAAGAUAACGGUAAAGCUGAGGCCUCCAGCAAUGAAAGUCAGCCAAGUUCUGACUUCCCUUCUAUUGCAGAGGAGGAUGCUGCAAAUGCAAUUAGUCUCGAUGAUUUGAGAGACUCGGAGAUGCCUGAAGCAGAGCAGGGUGCCCUGCCUCAGAUGAGUUCAGAUGAGAGUCAACCAAGUCAUGACUUAACUACUGUUGCAGUGGAGGAUGCAAAUGCAAUAAGUCUAGCAGUGAGUUUUCCUGUAGAAAUUUCAUAAGACAUUACUGAUGCAUCUAGAGAUUUGCAUCUAUUAAACAUGCAUGAUCCAGAAAUGUGUUAUGUAUUACGCUAUCUUUAGUCUGAUAUAACGAAUGGAACACAGGAUAAGUUAUGGUUGUUUGUCUAUGAGGCAGGAUUUGGAAGGCUUGAUUGAGGUUGAAGAUGAGCAAAUUGCUCAUGAAGUUUCUCAGUUGCAGCCAGAAAUGAGUUCAAUCUACCAGGAGACGUAUGACAACUUGCUCUUUGAAUUGCAACCACAGAUGCAUGUGGAGCAGCAGCAGGCCGCCCCCUCCUCCUCCUGGGGUUUCCCUUUGUCCAAUGAUUCUAGCGGCGACACGUCUCAGAAUCAUUGCUACUCCGGAAACAUCAGUCUAGACUCUGAAUUGCAGCCACAGAUGCAUUGGGAGCAGCAGGCCUUCUCGUCCUCCUGGAGUUUCCCUUCGUCCGAUGGUUCUCAGAAUCAUUACUACUCCGGUCACAUCAACGAAGAGGAGGAUGUGUUACAGUAUUGGAAUUUACCUCAAUUCAACGAACCCUUCCUUGAAGAAGGAAGCAAUUACCAUACCUGAUUAUUACUUCAUCGGCAUACUCAAGAACUGGUGAAAAAAUUAUAUUACUAGUUUAAUUGUGUCAAUUACUUAUUAGUACUGUACUACUGUAUGAAGGUGUGAAUUAUGAAGGUGAAAAAAAUGUAUAAAUGGGGUGAGAAAGGUUCGAACUCUAGACCUCAGUAUAACUCAACAAGCACUGAGACCUACGCGCUAGCCCUACUAUAGCACUAUGAUUGUCUAUGUCUUGUUCUUGUUAAGGUAUUGUAUGUAAGUGUGUUUUCAUGAUAUCUAUUUUAAUUUAAUGUCCUCAAAAUAUUUCCUUUUCCUGAGUUUGUUUGUUAAGUAGCAUUCGCCUACUCCAUCAACAAUAGCAUUGUUAAAUUAAAAUUGUAAUCACCAU